Molecule: messenger RNA, 3403 nt
Organism: Nerophis lumbriciformis (worm pipefish)
Lineage: Eukaryota; Metazoa; Chordata; Actinopteri; Syngnathiformes; Syngnathidae
Gene: lrtm2a
Product: leucine-rich repeats and transmembrane domains 2a
Cellular component (GO): plasma membrane
Molecular function (GO): protein binding
Source: RefSeq, a predicted model, not a curated record
AUCUUUAUCUCCACUUUCUCUGUCCGUGUCCAAGCAUUCCACCUCCUCAUCCUCUCUUGUGUCACAGUGAGAGAGCUGAGGGGCAGACAGAGGCGCCGUACACACUCGCGCUACUAUAUUUAACACACACACACACACACACACACACACACACACACACACACACACACACACACACACACACACACACACAUCCUCGUACGUGUGCAGGAACCACAAAGCAGGAGCGUGACGCCAGCACCUUCUCUCUCAGACGGAGGACGGCGUUGGACGUCUCAUUCAAACAAGGAUCGGGCAGGAAGACGCGGAUUAACCAUCUCCAUCCCUUCUUAGAUCCUCUCUUCCCUCCACAAUCCCUCAUAGUGCUCCUCCAAAUGCAAACAGGGGAUUGUUUCUAUACAUAAAGAAGGAUUAUUCUUAUUUUCCCUGCAGGAUUUUUUUCACGUAUGGAUUCUCCUUUUCCUAUGAUUGCUUAAAUUGUACGGAUAUUUUUGGGGACGGGAUGUCGCUGUGAGGCUCUGAAAUAUUUAGUCAAGAGGUUCACAGUUGCCGCCCUUGUGGAGGCUGCAGGCAUGGCCGCUUGACACCUGCUGCCACAACCACUGCCACUCUACCAGAGGAAGCUGUGCGUCAUGGCCCCCCACAGACACCCACCCGGGGGCUUGGGGCCGUACGGACCCGCUUUCCUCUGCCUGCUGGUGGCGCUCUUCCAGCCAGCCAUCCUCUGCCCUGCCCCCUGCAUGUGCCCCUCAGAAGGCCUGCUGGUGGACUGUGGGGGUCGAGGCCUCACCUCCCUGCCUCCCUUGCACCUCCUGCCUCCAGGGAGUCGUUUCUUCUCGCUGGCCAACAACAAGCUAGCCUCACUGGGAGCUUCCGCCCUCGUUAACCUCUCUUCUCUGGAGGAGCUUGACCUCUCUAACAACUACCUUGAUAAUUUGCCGGCCGGAUUAUUCCGAGACAUGAUCAAUCUGACCAAGCUGACCCUGCACAACAACUCUGUGACAGUAAUGGACAGGGAUCUCUUUCAGGGUUUGGGGAGUCUGCAGAGUCUAGAUCUAUCACUAAAUGGCCUGGCGUCUGUUCCUCUGGGGCUCCUGGAUGAGCUGCAGAGUCUCAGGUGGUUGUCCCUGGCUGGAAACAGACUUCGGGGUUUGGAGAGGGCAGCGUUCGAGCCCCUGUCCCACCUCCAACACCUAGAACUGGGACACAAUCCCUGGGAAUGCGAUUGCAACCUGCGAGAUUUCAAACAUUGGAUGGAGUGGCUAUUGUACCGAGGCGGCAAGGUGGACGCAAUGGAGUGCACGCUACCCAAAGAUCUGCGGGGGCGAGACAUCCGUGGCGUUCCCGUUGAAAUGUUUGACUACUGCCUCCAGCUUGACGAUGAGAAUGGAGGAGGAGGAGGAGGAGGUGGUUCUCCCUGCAGCAGGAGCACCCUUAACCCCAGCAGUGUGCCACCACUUUCUGGUGGUGAUGACUCCUCUACAAAUUCAGGAGGUGGUGGAGAGGCCCCUGCGGAUUGCGUGCGCGCCCGCUAUCGGCCGGUGAGCGUGCGGCGCGCCAUCGGUACCGUAGUGAUUGCCGGCGUGGUGUGUGGCAUUGUCUGCAUCAUGAUGGUGGUGGCUGCUGCGUACGGGUGCAUCUACGCCUCGCUCAUGGCCAAAUACCAGAGGGAGCUGAAGAAGAGGCAGCCGCUCAUGGGGGACGGCGAGGGUGAUGGGGACGACCGGGAGGAGAAGCAGAUCUCCUCGGUGGCGUAGGGGAGACUCUAAGGGGGACAAAUUGGCUAAAGGGCUCAAGGAGGAGAAUCGGAAAGUCAUCCUUUCAUGUCUUCCUUUUCAAAACGUUUUCAACCAACCUGAGUUCUUCUCUUUCAAAGCCUGCAUAUAUUUUUUAGCAGUCAUCUCUCCUACUAGCCACCUUCUGAUGCAGCACCGGAAACAACAUGCUGGACAUGGCAAGAAUCUGAUUUCCAACCUACUGUAUCAUCAGAGGUGGAAGAUGGAGUUUUCAGGGACCAACAUCCACAUACACGAUGAGCCCUCCUUUUGAACCUUUUCAAGCCUCCCAAAUGCCCAAAAAAGGAGGCUUAAAUGAUGAUGGCGUUAACAAAGUUACAUUGAAGUAUCUCACAUGUUUACAUUCGCACAUGUCUGAAAAGGGGUAGGAAGAAUCAGAGCUUCAUUUAAGCUAAUGAAUCAACACAUCUACUGCUUUGCCACAGACAUGAUGUCCAGAUAAUCCCAUUUCAGCUUCUCUCUGGACCGUCUCAGGAUAUAAAUUGACAUAAAAUUGAGGUAUUUGUUAUUUAUCAAUGGAAAAAUGCUUUCAAACUGGGUCAAAAACUGUGUCUUUUUAGACCCAUGGACGUAAAAGUCUCUUGCAAAGAACCAUCAAAUGACUUUCCAGCACUUUAUCUCCCGAAUUACCUUGUUUACCGUUCCUUCCCCUUCUUUUCUCAAACUUUUCAAAAGGUGUUAGAGCUAACAGGGGAUUGAUGCUGCUAUUACCCCUUUUUCCAUCCCUUUACCUCUCCAUCCAACUUUUCAUCUACAGUGUACAGCGGUACCUUGCCUUUUGUUAGUAAUGUGUUCCAAAAUGUCAGAAUUGUAAAGAAACUGAAUGCAUUUUUGCCAAAACAAAAAAUUGCAUAAUCAGUUUCAGACACCCAAAAUAUCCACUGAAAGCACCUUUUACAGAGAAUAAUUAUGGUUGUAUAUGCAUAAAACAAUGUGCAAUACAUACAAAUGAUGCAUGAAAUCUAUGAAUGAACAUUUAACAGGAUUUCGUAGGCUUUUUUUGUGAUUAUUUUACCUAAAAUGCCUGGAUUUGCGGUAGCAUUUUUAGAGAGUUACGAUGUUUUGAAGAUAUUUUUUUUCAAUAACAUUGAAUCAACUUGAUAUUUUUUUAAUGUUCUAUUAAUGUUUUCAGUGUUGCUUGUAACCUUAACUUCGAAAAGCACAGGAUUUCAACAAAUAUUGGGAAAAAAAUACUGUAUUGAUGUUUUACUCAUUGUAUAGCACAGACUUAAUAGUGGACAUCCGGCAGUAAAAUCACAUACUCAGAGCUCAUUGUGAAAUUACUGUACUGUUUUAAUUCAUUAUAACUAAUAAAUAGUAAUAGAUUAUAAUUACAUAUAGAAAAACCACCAAAGGCUUUCCUAUAGUCCCCUGUCUGCUUUGUCUUCUACAAGUUGCAGACAUUCUUCAUGUAUGUUUUACACUUCAAGCGCUUGCCCAUCUUAAACAUUAAUUUAUGUUCCAACACAUUUAACCCUGCACGUCUAGAGCAUUUGCGAACUGUUGAGAGCGAUCUACAGCACUAUUUUUGUUGUUGAUAAAUGAGAGAUUUUCAUCACAGUUCACACAUAUAUAUAUAUAUAUAUAUAUAUAUAUAUAUAUAUAUA